AUGCCCAGCUUCGAUGAGCCCUCCCUGAAGGCCACUUUUAAUGUGACCAUGGGUCAUCACAAGCGCUUCCAAAGCUACAGCAAUAUGCAUAUCCACGCUGUGCAGCCCAACCGUGAGAUACAGGACUAUGUAUGGUCCGUGCAUGAGGUUACGCCCUUGAUUCCCACACAUUUGCUGGCCCUUUCCGUUAAUAACUUCAACUGCCGGUAUAGCCAAGCAGCCAGUACGAAUCCAGUUCGAUUUCGGACCUGUGCCCAGUUGGCUGAUAUGCGUGAGACCUCCUUUGCCGCCCAAAUGGCUCCUCAGAUUCUGGAGUUUCUGGACAGUUUGCUUCAGGUGGAACUACCACUGGAGAAGAUCGAUCAACUGGUGGUGGAUGAUUUUCCUGCAGCAGCCACGGAAAAUUUCGGCCUCGUCGUCUACAGUAGCACACAGCUGUUGCUCCGUGAAAAUGGGCCAAUGACCAAGGAAAAAGUGGAGGCACUCGAGCUAAUCUCUUAUGAAAUGGCACAUGUGUGGUUUGGCAAUCUGCUGGGAAUGGACCUGAACUCAGACAUCUGGUUAACGGAGGGACUAGCCGGAUACUUUAAAAGCCUGGCCAUGGAUCACUUGCAAUCGGGAAUGGGUCGCCGGAUACUGCUCAGGUAUCGCGAAUCCUCCAUCAUGUACGAAUCGCAGGUGGGCGGCAUAUCCUUGGUGCCUCCUUUAUCAGUCGCCCCUUCUAAUGAAGAGAAGCAACUGUACCAGAAGGCCACCUCUCUGAUUUAUAUGCUGAUUGGCUUUUUGGGCAAUGAGACUUUUUACGAUGGAAUUCGGCGGCACAUGUGGCAGAACUCCUUUGGCAGCAGCACGCCCGAGCUCUUCUGGAGAUCCCUACAACUGGCCAGUGAAAGGGAGGCCGCUUUGGCCAAGAACUGGGAUGUCAAAAGCAUCAUGGACACGUGGACUAUGCAAGACGGCUAUCCGUUAGUCACUGUAAUCCGGAACGGGAGUGAAGUAUUCCUGACGCAGAGACACGCCCUCAACCGCAGCAGUUCCCAGCUUUGGUGGAUUCCGCUGACCUACCUCAUAGAGGGCGGAUCUGUUUCCAAAAACCUCGAGCCGAGGGCGUGGCUUAGUGCCGACAGCCAUAGCAUAAAACUAAAUGCUAUAGUUCCGCCUAACCAGUGGAUCCUUCUUAACCUGCGCGCGGUUGGCUACUACAGAGUCAACUAUGACGAGCACACCUGGCAGCUUUUGGCCACCACACUGUUCGAUGACUUUCGUAGCAUAAAUGUCCUAAACCGUGCCCAGAUCGUCAGCGAUGUUCUAUUCCUCUGGAAUCAGGAGCUGCUCACCUGGUCCACUGCCUUCAAUGUAUUGAAGUACAUCAUCAACGAGGACGAGUACGAACCUCUCGUGGCUUUCGUUGUGGGCGUGACCAAUGGUUUCUGUGGUAUCUCGACGGAGAGUUCGUUUAGCAUUGCGAAAUGGCUUGGUAUUGCUGCGAAAUGGUAUGCAGAGUUCAUCAGUUACACGUUCGACAAAUUCGUGGUUCAGGAUCCCAGCCAGAAUCUGAAUAGCCUUGACUACCCAGACUAGCCGGAAACAAUGGUGGCCCACUCGAGCACCACAAACUAAUGGGCCAGGGCAGAUGCACUCCCAUUUGCCCAGUGGCAAGUCUCCAUCUUUGGGAGCUGGCGAAAUGAAACCGCCAUCAAUGAACCGCAAUUGUAUUUGUUUGCAAAUAACUGAGCGUUAUCUGAGACUAUUUAUCUU
This is a messenger RNA of Drosophila erecta, 1758 nucleotides long. Its product is annotated as aminopeptidase N. Gene Ontology annotation, biological process: peptide catabolic process; proteolysis. Gene Ontology annotation, molecular function: metalloaminopeptidase activity; peptide binding; zinc ion binding. Bases 1 to 1581 code for a protein of 526 amino acids. Lineage: Eukaryota; Metazoa; Arthropoda; Insecta; Diptera; Drosophilidae. The transcript is spliced from 3 exons. Gene Ontology annotation, cellular component: cytoplasm. The record is from RefSeq and is a predicted model, not a curated record.